Messenger RNA from Aspergillus steynii IBT 23096, 714 nucleotides. Its product is annotated as 60S ribosomal protein eL29. Gene Ontology annotation, biological process: cytoplasmic translation. The record is from RefSeq and is a predicted model, not a curated record. Bases 66 to 263 code for a protein of 65 amino acids. The transcript has 4 exons. NCBI's taxonomy places the organism in Eukaryota, Fungi, Ascomycota, Eurotiomycetes, Eurotiales, Aspergillaceae. Gene Ontology annotation, molecular function: structural constituent of ribosome. Gene Ontology annotation, cellular component: ribosome; cytosolic large ribosomal subunit.
UUCUCGGAUAACCUCACCCGCCAACUCAUCGUCAACCGUCUCCCAGUUGCGACAAAUCCGACAAGAUGGCCAAGUCCAAGAACGCGUCUCAGCACCACAACAGCCAGAAGGCUCACCGUAACGGUAUCAAGAAGCCUAAGACCCACCGUUACCCCUCCCUCAAGGGUGUUGACCCCAAGUUCCGCCGCAACCACAGACAUGCUCUGCACGGCACCAUGAAGGCGCUGAAGGAGCGGAACCAGGGCAAGCGUGAGGUCGCAUAAAUCAACUAAUACCAAAAUCGAAAAACGAACGGGAGCGAUUUGAGUUGGUUAUAUGAAACGUGCGAUGAACCCAGACACGUCAUGUCGGAAAUGCCUGGCUGGUUCCGCGCGACGGUUGUUAAAUAAAGCAAUUUGAUUCGAUUCCACGACAUGGCCUGAAAGCUCUGUCCUGAUCUUCCCUUGUUCCGUGCGGUCAAGUAGAUUUCGUUUUUGUUUUGUUUUGUUUCGCAUUCUUCGGCUCUCGAGUCUUGAUGAUCUCGGAGUCUCAGGCAUAUGUGUGUACAGCUUCGUGCCAUUUUUAUGCGCGCUUGCUGAAGGAUUUUUCAACGUGCCAAGAGCAAUUGCCCUCCAUCUUACCAAACACCCUUCCUCUUUCUCGUGGCGAAAGGGUGCAUGGAAGGAGAGCUACAUCUCGUAAUCUUUUUUUGAAAUGAAUUUAUAUUUAUAUCCG